Messenger RNA from Colletes gigas, 3282 nucleotides. It is a transcript of the gene ebo, whose product is annotated as exportin-6. The transcript has 16 exons. Lineage: Eukaryota; Metazoa; Arthropoda; Insecta; Hymenoptera; Colletidae. Gene Ontology annotation, biological process: protein export from nucleus. Gene Ontology annotation, molecular function: small GTPase binding; nuclear export signal receptor activity. The record is from RefSeq and is a predicted model, not a curated record. The coding region runs from base 126 to 3227 and encodes 1033 amino acids.
GGACCGAGUAUUUUGAUUAUUUUGUUGUUUUGAACAUGACAUCUGACAAGUGAAAGUCUAACCUUUUUUGAUUUCUAAACUUCUAUAUUGCAUUUUUAUCGAAACGCAUUUUUUCGACCAUAGCUAUGAUGGACAAUGAUGCUGCUGCUCUGCAGAAUUUAGAGCACCUUAUGACACAGUUCUUUUCUCCAGAGACAACGAAUGAACGAAAACGUAUGAUUGAACAAAGUUUUCAGGAAUUUGCUGGCCAAAUUGAUUCUUGGCGGCCUUGUUUACAUUUUUUAUCUUCUACUAAUAAUCAUUAUGUUAGUAUGUUUGCUCUGUCUACGUUGGAGACAACAAUUGGACGACGAUGGCCAAUUCUUCCAUGGGAGGAUAGAGCUCUUACAAGAUCAACCUUAUAUACAUUAUCGUUAGAAAGAGGUGUAGCUCCUUUUGUAAGAAACAAAGUAGUCAAACUAGUCGUAGACAUUGCAAGGCACGACUGGCCACAUUUUUAUCCAGAUUUUUACUCAAACAUUUUACAGUUAUUAAGUCACAAACAUACAAGACUGUUGGGUCUCAUUUACUUGAGAACAGCUUCGGAGGAACUAGCAACUCCAAGAGAAGAUUUACCAAUGCAAAGGAAGAAUGAAUUGUUCAGAUUUCUUAGUGCUCAAGUGCCUUUGACUUUGGAUACUCUUGCAAUAUUUUUAAAAGAGACAACAAAGUUACAAAGUCGCUCUGGAACGGUUACUCCACCUCCUUCACCCACCAGUGGGCAAACUGUAGCACCUGCACGAGCUAUUUUAGACGUGGAAGGACUAGCCAUAGGAACUAGCGAAGUGUGUAUAGCGACGCUGGAUGUAUUGGCACAUCUGUUCAGUUGGAUCGAAUUGUCAGAGCAUAUUUCGACGAAUUUACUGAACGCCAUUUUUACCUGUGCAAGGUAUCAUGAUGCAAUGAAUGGUAAACAGAUAGAAAUGGCUGUACAAGCCGUGACUACAAUAAAUGAACUUUUAUAUCGACCAUUGUGCUCCCCUGAUGUAACAGAUAGAUUGUUGGUAGAAAUAUUUCAGAAUGGAAUUACAUUAUUUCAGUUUAUGGAACGUUUAGAUUCUGUAGAUGAUAGUUAUAUGGAGAAAUUAACAGAAUUUUUACAAUUAUUUGUAACGAAUCACCUGAAGAGAGUUGAAUCAUGUCCCAAAUUUCCAGUGAAUACAUUGCUAGAAGUCUUGUGUCAUCACACUUUUCAACAGUGCUCAACGGUGAAUGGAUAUCUAAGAUGCUUAGACGUUUGGACCACUCUCUUAGAAAGCACACAAUCUCAGUAUUCGCCAGUAGCGUUAGCUCUUGCCGAACGAGUAUUGCAGAAGAUGAGUUUUAAGCUCAACACCCGAGCAUUGAAAGAUCUUGAUACAGAAAGUUUAGAUGAAAAUGAGGAAACAGAAUGGCAGCAUUUCUUAAGAUGCAACAUAGAAUGUUUAGCAAAGGUGGCGGAUAUUUCUCCAAUUCCAGUUUUCACACUAUUGUUCCGUUCUUGGAGAGAAGGAUUAAUAAUAUUUGGAGAAUUAGGUGCUGCUAUUGCUAAUAAUCAAGUCAUUUUAUUAAACGAAUCGGAGGCUUCUAACGUACAUGCACAUUUGCGAGAUUUAGCUUCAACUACUCAAGCGUUAGCUAGGCUAUACUCACUUUUUCUUGGGGAUGAACAGAAUAUUAAUCAAUCGUUAGCGGAAGAAGUAGUAUCUCAAACGUUGGAUGCAUGUAAAUUUGCCAAUACUAACCACUUAUACAAAGCAUCGCUGCAACCAGCUGCAAUUGUAAUUGAUCUCAUAGAAGUACAUUCACAAUUAUUAGCAUCGCUCCAAGCUUGGUGUCAUUGGAUAGCCAAUAGGCCAGAGAAAACUAAAGAAUCACUAUGCCAACGUUGUAUCGAUUCAUGUAUUUUGGCAUUAGAUUACACAACAUUCUGUGAUAAUCCUCCACCAGCAAGUCUAACCCAUUCUGCCACACAUCUGUUUCAAAGUAUUACUGCAAUAUUGAAACCAAUUUUAUGGGACGAACCUACGUUUAGAAACUUAAUUUCUAUGAUAUCAUAUCCAUUUAUGAAACCUGAUACAAUUAAGGUGUUGCGCAGGGCAUUGGUGAAUGCAAUUAUUCUACCACAUGGUGAUGGAAUUAUCAGAGAAAGAUUAUUAGGUACCAUGAUAUCAACAUUAUCUACAUCUCUGGGUUCAGAGGGACAACCCGUACCUUCAGAAGCCGCAAUUUCAAUGACAGUAGUGCCAUUAACUCAGUUACUAGAAGACUGUUCAUCGUCAUCCACAACGAUAAAAAGGAUGUUGCACUCGUGUUUGGGAUCAACGAUAAAUCGAAUAUUAGAACUGUUGCCAUAUAUGAUAAGGUGUCAGAGCAUAUGUGAAAUUUUACUUAGUUUUCUACAUUCAGUAUUUUUAGUAUUACAACAGCAAUUAGGCCCGGAGUUUACCCAGAAUGCGGUUCAAGGAAUGUUGCAUAUUUAUACUAAGGAAAAUAUAUCUGUGGGACCUGCGUUAGAUCAAUUGUUAGAAAUUUUAAUAUUGGUCGUGUCGGCGCCUAGCAGUGCAUUUAAAACAUUUGUCCCUUCUGUGACCAAUUUAUGUUUAGGUCAAGUCUGGCCGGCUAUCGGAAAUAAUCUUAGCGUGCAUCCGGACACCACGCUUGUUUUAUUAAAACUUUUUCAUAGUAUUCUCAUGCAUCGAUGGCAAUAUUUUUAUAAUACUUCCGUGUUACGUACUCUUGGUCAUACAGACGAAGAUGAAUCCGUCGAACACAAGGAAGAACUGGUCGCAAUUUUAGAAGCUUUUGGCCAGGCACUUCUUCAACCAGAUGUGAAUAUAUUCCGACAAAGUUUGCAGAGUCUUGAACAGUUGAACGUACGGUGGCGACUUUAUCAACGAUCAGUGUUCAAGGUUCAUUUGCUCGAGAGAUUUCUAAUGGCAUUGUUCACCGUUCUGUUUCAACAAUCCCAUAAUUUAUUGGCAGAUGAAAUAGCAACAGCCGUUCAUAGUUUAGCUUCUGUUAAUAUAGCAUGGUUUUUCGGCCAUUUUCUACCAACAUUUUUAGCAAGCUGUGAAGGAGUGGAUGACAUGCAAAAAGCAACAUUGUUAGGAAACUUUGAUAAGUCUACGGACCAACCAACUUUAACGAGGUCAGUGCUUCAACUUAUUUCCGAUCUGAGAUGUUAUCAAUUUUGUCGACCCGGCUGAAGCAUUUACAUUUUAACGAAAAAGUGGAUUACAAUGAUACUGCUGAAUCAAAUUU